AGGCAGAAAGCGUGGUCCGACUACAACCGGCCUUUAAAGAUCCAUCAUUGUUCGUUGACAGAUCCUGCGAGCCGCUUUCCUUCACGGUGACCGGUUCACGGUUGCCACCGGCUGAUUUGUUUUCGUUCGCCUUUUCUUUUGAUAAGAUGUCUCUUCUUUUGUCACUAUGUUCUGGUCUUGAGAAUUAUCGCAUUCUGAGGAGUUGCCUCGAUCGUGCGUUCAUGAUUGCCUGCUGUGAUUUCCGGUUUUGAUUUCCUUUUGUGAUGCUUGUGAAGGCCCGCUCCGUUCUGUGCUACCGCUGUUCUGGGAUCAUACACUUUUGUUGCUCUUGAUGCGACUGGUGCAUAUGAUUUCGGGAACGUAGAGUUCGUCCAUGUUUGGUGCAAGGUCUCUGCCUUGCGACGUAUCUGACAAGGUAGUGGAGACUCCAAGAUUUUGGCUGUAUAAGAAUCAAUAAUUGAUCCAAGAAGCAAGAAGACUGUGACAGACUUCACACGCCAUGGUUGCUCUUGAAGAUGCUUGGAUGGCCUUCUGUGGUGAUUCUGCUUCUGCCGAUCAAGAUGGCGGUUCUUUCGGAUUUGGCGAACUAUUCUACUCUUCUUCAUGCAUGAACCACAUGUUCGUCAGUUUUGUCGAUGCGAUCCUCAUCAUCGCGUUCCUGCUCAACUUUGUCUGCAAAGUCUCAAGCAGAUCAGUCGACGCUCGACCGCUCUUCGGUCUGUCUUCUUCGUUACGAAUAACCGCUGCUGUGUUCAACUCUUUGCUGGGGUUGGUCUAUUUGGGCCAUGGAUUGUGGAUGCUGGUCGGCAAUCAAAGGACUGGCAUGGAUGGUGUGCACCCUGCACAUCAGUGGCUACUUGUUUUGUCGCAGGGCUUUUGUUCGGUGCUCGUCGUUUUGAUUGUUAGCGUCAGGCGCACACGAUUUGGACACACAUUCAUUAGGAUCUGGUCUCUCGCUGCUUCAUUCUCCACUGGAUUUGUAUGCUUUUCGUCCGUUCUAGCGGUCCUCGCAGAGAAAAAAGCAUCUUUUCUGAUUUGUGUGGAUAUCUUAUCCUUACCAGGAGCUGUUCUGCUGCUACUUUGCACCUUUAAAGGGUACCAGGCAGAUGGUUACGAAGCAGCUGACGGAUCUCUGUAUGAACCUCUCAAAGGUGAAUCCAACCCCAGUGAAGAAAAUUCAGAUGAAUCUGUGACUCCUUUCGCAAAAGCUGGAUUCUUUAGUAGGAUGUCAUUCUGGUGGUUGAACCCUUUGAUGAAGAAGGGGUAUCAAAGGCCCCUGGAGGAAAAGGAUAUCCCUCAGCUUGGAAAGGUAGAUCGAGCUGAGACUUGUUACUUGCUGUUUCUGGAGCAGCUAAAUAGACAGAAGGAGAGGCGACAAACCAGUUCGCCCUCGAUAUUGUGGGCUAUAGUUUCUUGCUUUCAGAAGGAGAUCUUAGUGUCUGGGUUUUUCGCAUUGCUUAAGAUACUGACACUAUCGGCUGGUCCACUGCUUCUCAAUGCCUUCAUCAAGGUGUCAUUAGGGAACGAGGUCUUCAAGCACGAAGGUUAUGUGCUGGCCUUUGGAAUGUUCUUGGCCAAAUGUUUGGAGUCAUUGUCCCAAAGACAGUGGUACUUUCGCACCAGAAGGAUAGGACUGCAAGUGCGGUCUUUGUUAUCAGCGGCUAUUUAUCAGAAGCAGUUGAAGCUGUCAAACUCGGCUAAAUUGGAUCAUUCCUCCGGGGAGAUAAUGAACUAUGUUACAGUGGAUGCCUAUAGGAUUGGGGAGUUCCCAUUUUGGUUUCAUCAAACGUGGACUACAAGCCUCCAACUCUGCAUUGCUUUGGUAAUUCUCUACCAUGCAGUAGGCCUUGCAACGAUUUCGGCGAUGGUUGUGAUUGUCCUCACCGUGCUUUGCAAUGCUCCCCUGGCAAAGCUACAACAUAAGUUUCAGACGAGGCUAAUGGAAGCUCAGGAUAUCAGGCUGAAGGCUGUAUCAGAAGCCUUGGUGAACAUGAAGGUGCUGAAGCUGUAUGCUUGGGAAACACACUUCAAGAAGGUGAUCGAAGGUCUGAGGGAAACCGAAUGCAAGUGGCUGUCGGCAUUUCAGCUUCGGAGAGCAUACAAUAGCUUCCUCUUUUGGACGUCCCCUGUACUUGUGUCAGCGGCUGCGUUUUCCACAUGCUAUUUUCUUCACAUUCCUCUUAAUCCUAGCAAUGUCUUCACCUUUGUGGCGACGUUGCGUCUCGUCCAAGACCCAGUGAGACAAAUACCUGAUGUGAUUGGUGUUGUGAUUCAAGCUAAGGUUGCCUUUGCGCGAAUACUCAAGUUUCUGGAUGCACCUGAGCUACAAAGCCACCAACUAAGAAACUUUUCCCAGGCCAACGUCGAGCACCCAGUUGCGAUCGAGGCUGGAAGCUUUUCUUGGGAGGAGAACACGAUGAAGCCAACGCUUAGGGGUAUUAACUUGGUGGUUAAGGCUAAGGAGAAGGUGGCAAUUUGCGGUGAAGUUGGCUCAGGAAAGUCAACUCUCUUGGCUGCUAUUUUGAGAGAGAUCCCAAAGACAGAGGGAAUGAUUCAAGUUUCAGGAAAAAUUGCAUAUGUUUCUCAAACAGCAUGGAUACAAACAGGAAGCAUACAAGACAACAUUCUGUUCGGAUCAGCUAUGGAUCAGCAAAAAUACCAGAGGACACUAGAAAAGUGCUCUCUGGUAAAGGAUAUCGAAAUGCUGCCAUUUGGAGAUCUCACUGAAAUAGGAGAAAGAGGUGUCAAUCUCAGUGGUGGUCAGAAGCAGCGCAUUCAACUUGCCCGUGCACUCUAUCAAGAUGCUGACAUAUACCUCUUGGAUGAUCCUUUUAGUGCUGUUGAUGCCCACACAGCUACCAGUCUAUUUAAUGAAUAUGUUAUGGGUGCUCUGGCAGAGAAAACAGUUCUUCUGGUCACUCACCAAGUCGAUUUCCUUCCAGUUUUUGACUCAAUUUUGUUGAUGUCGGAUGGGGAAGUUCGUAGUGCUGCUCCUUACAACGAGCUAUUGGCUUCUAGCAAAGCAUUUGAAGACCUUGUUAGUGCACACAAGGACACGGUCGGUCCCGGAAGACUCGAAGGUGUUGGUUCGCAGAGACAAAGCAAGACAUCUGCAAGAGAGAUCAACAGUAGCAAGAAACAAGAAAUGGUGAAACCAUCAGGACGAGAUCAACUGAUAAAGAAGGAGGAGAAAGAAAGUGGUGAUACGGGUCUUAAGCCUUACAAACAGUAUCUGGGCCAGAACAAGGGGUACCUGUAUGCCUCGAUAUCAGCUCUUUCUCAUUUGAUCUUUGUAGCUGGCCAGAUCUCGCAGAAUUCAUGGAUGGCUGCCAAGGUUCAAGAUCCUCAAGUCAGCAUGUUUCUACUAAUCGUGGUGUACUUGUCAAUUGGGUUCAGCACCGUCCUCUUCUUGCUAAGUAGAUCCAUUUUUGUAGUGGUUCUCGGUAUCCAGUCUUCCAAGUCAUUGUUCUUCGAGCUCAUGAACUCGCUGUUCCGUGCUCCAAUGUCAUUUUUCGACUCCACGCCCAUUGGAAGGAUUCUAAGUCGGGUUUCAUCCGACUUGAGUCUGGUUGAUCUCGAUGUUCCAUUUAGCUUCAUCUUCAGCGUCAGUGCUACACUGAACGCAUACAGCAAUCUUGCAGUACUCGCUUUUGUGACAUGGCCAGUUUUAUUUGUUUCCAUACCAAUGGUCUACCUCACCAUUCGAUUGCAGAGGUACUACUUGGUUUCUGCUAAGGAGUUGAUGCGCAUUAAUGGAACCACAAAGUCUCUGGUGGCGAAUCAUCUGGCUGAGUCCAUAUCUGGAGCAACAACAAUAAGGGCUUUUGAGGAGGAAGAUCGAUUCUUUUCCAAAAGUUUGGAGCUCAUCGACAAAAAUGCGAGUCCCUUCUUCCAUAAUUUUGCUGCCAGUGAGUGGUUGAUUCAACGAUUAGAGACUAUGAGUGCUGCCAUCGUUUCUUCAUCGGCACUCAUCAUGGCUUUGCUUCCUCCAGGAACUUUUAGCUCCGGUUUUGUUGGAAUGGCACUGUCUUAUGGUCUUUCUUUGAACAUGUCGCUGGUCUUCUCUAUCCAAAACCAGUGCACUCUAGCAAAUCACAUCAUAUCAGUAGAAAGGCUGAAUCAAUACAUGCAUGUCAGCAGUGAGGCCCCAGAAAUCGUUCGAGGCAAUCGGCCGCCAUCCGAUUGGCCCGCUAUUGGUAGAGUAGAACUUCGUGAUUUGAAGAUCAGAUACAGGCCUGAGGCACCCCUUGUACUCCGCGGAAUCAGCUGUACGUUCGAAGGGGGCAACAAGAUUGGGAUAGUUGGAAGGACGGGAAGUGGUAAGACAACUCUGAUAGGUGCAUUGUUUCGUCUCGUUGAGCCCGCAGGAGGAAGAAUCACCAUUGACGCUCUUGAUAUCGCCACGAUUGGGCUACAUGAUCUGAGGUCACGUCUCGGAAUCAUCCCUCAGGAUCCAACCCUCUUUCAUGGUUCUGUCAGAUACAAUUUGGAUCCUUUGGGACAGUAUACGGAUCAGCAGAUCUGGGAGGUUCUCGACAAGUGCCAGCUACAGGAAGCUGUUCAAGAGAAACACAAGGGGUUGGAUUCACUAGUGGUUGAAGAUGGAUCGAAUUGGAGCAUGGGGCAAAGACAAUUGUUUUGCCUGGGACGUGCACUUCUAAGGAGGAGUCGCAUACUAGUGCUCGAUGAAGCCACGGCAUCCAUCGACAAUGCCACCGAUGCCAUUCUUCAGAAGACCAUAAGAACCGAGUUUGCAGAUUGCACAGUCAUCACGGUUGCUCAUCGCAUCCCAACUGUGAUGGACUGCAACAUGGUGCUUGCUAUCAGUGAUGGAAAAUUGGAGGAGUAUGAUGAACCCAUGAAACUGAUGGAAAGAGAGGGAUCGCUCUUCGGGUCGCUCGUCAAGGAGUACUGGUCACAUGCUGCAAAUGCAACCAUCCAAUUCACGGACUCGCACUGAAGAAUCCGAAUCCCUUCGUGACUCUCAGCUUCCUCCACUGGAUAUAGCUAAAAGAGACGUGCAAAUUUAUAUCGAGAUGUAACAUCUUGUCUCGUUGGUUUGACUGCUUUGGGAACAUCAAGAGUCGUAAACGUGAAACCCCAUGGUGUCACAAAGUUGUUAAUGCAUGUAAAUGAUGGUCGAUUUCAGGGCAACUUUGUGAUCUUUAGUGCUCGUUAACAAUUGUUGUAUCAGAUAUGAUCAUCAAUGUCAAACAACCAAUCAAUAUAUACGGUCCAAUCUGUCAUUAAA
Messenger RNA from Musa acuminata subsp. malaccensis (wild Malaysian banana), 5251 nucleotides. RefSeq names its product ABC transporter C family member 10. The record is from RefSeq and is a predicted model, not a curated record. Gene Ontology annotation, cellular component: membrane. Lineage: Eukaryota; Viridiplantae; Streptophyta; Magnoliopsida; Zingiberales; Musaceae. Gene Ontology annotation, molecular function: ATP binding; ATP hydrolysis activity; ABC-type transporter activity. Gene Ontology annotation, biological process: transmembrane transport.